This is a messenger RNA of Cyprinodon tularosa, 11374 nucleotides long. RefSeq names its product assembly factor for spindle microtubules (gene aspm). The transcript is spliced from 27 exons. Bases 144 to 11036 code for a protein of 3630 amino acids. Gene Ontology annotation, molecular function: protein binding. NCBI's taxonomy places the organism in Eukaryota, Metazoa, Chordata, Actinopteri, Cyprinodontiformes, Cyprinodontidae. The record is from RefSeq and is a predicted model, not a curated record.
AAAUUUAAAAUCACGCUUUCUUUGGAUGUGAGAUAACGUUUGUUGUUAGCUGUCGUGUUUCAAGACUCCGAUAAUAUUUUUCUAAAUUGAAUUGCUUUGGACCACGUAUCAUGUAGCAAUAAUUUUUUUUAUCCUUCAAAAAUAUGGCUGAAUUGAUAACCUCAGCAAAGCGGGGAUUUCAGAACAUCAGUCCGGCGAGGAGAGAGGACCCUAACAAGGAAAAUGAGAUUCCGGUUCUGAGUCUCAUUCAGUUUUCAAAGCCACCUUUUGUUACUUUUGGCACUGUUAAGGUGGGCACAUCGAAAUCGGCUAUUUUACAAAUUGUUAACCCGAUUGACUAUGCCGAAGCGGAGGUUGUCGUGGAAAAGAUCCCCUCCAGUAAAGGCUUUUCUGUGGACCAUGACACGUUCACGAUCCAGCCUGAGAGCUCAUUCAGUUUGACAAUAAGUUGGACUCCAGCAGAGGAAGGUGGGGUCAGGGAGCUCCUCACAUUCAAUGCCAAUGGGGUCCUUAAACACCAGGCUGUCUUACUGGGAAGAGCAGAGGCCCCCAAAAAGAAAAAGAAGAGCUUAUGGGAUUCAAUCAAAAAUAAGGGGAUGGAAAAACCCCAAACGUCUAUGAGAAUGACAUGUCCUGGGAAGAUGGCGCCAAACAAAACCUUCCAAGUAUCCCGGCAGCCUCAGUAUAAGCGGGAAAAGCCCCGCAGCCCACUGGCUUCGCUCUCUGAGACACAAACUGUUAAAGAGAGAAUCCUUAUCAAGGACAGACCCUUUCACCAUCGCUGCUUAAAUUCAGCCGAGCAGAAGGCAUCAAAACCGGCCCAUGGAGAUGUUGUCCUGUCAGAUCAGAAGAACUCCCCUGUUGUCCUGCUUGUCCCGUCUGCAAAGCUCGUCCACUCUGGCAGCCUGUCUACUAACGCUAAUAGCAUGGCGGAAAAUCCUAAAAACAAGGAACUCUCUAAGGUGUUUAACAGGACUCUGUCUCCGAUCGGUACACCUGAGGUGCUGAAAAAGCUGAUGCCUCGCAUCGAUUCGGGAAGCCCACAGAGUUCUGCUCAUGUUGGUGGUGUGGCACCUGAACCCAAUCUUCCAUCUCUAAACGACGCCCUGGCUCUGAUAGGCUCUGAUCUCUCACAUAUUGACAGCAGUCCAAGAAAUACCAGUUCUAGCUGUGAGUUUUCUGAUUCUUUGGAGUCUAAGAGUGGGAAUGGUGCCUGCGGUGCUGAAGCGAUGUUGGCUAGCCCGGAGCUGCCCCAAUCUCAUGAGCCAAGGCUCACGUUUUUCGUCAGCAAAAAAGUGGUUUUAAACGAGGAGAAAGUAACAGAAAAGGCAAAGAUUUCAUUCACAUCUGCCACUGUGACUAAAACCAAAGCAUCUGUGGAGGUCAGCAGUCCAGGGGGGAGGAAAAUAAAGAAGUCUCGUCGCCGACUUCUGGAGAAAACGCUUGAACUCUCUGAUGGCGGCAGCCAGAGUGACUCGGGUCCGGGAACUCCGAGCCUGCCAGUCAUAGAUACAGAGACAAAAACUACACCGAGUGAUGCUAAACAUCAAAUCCCAGAGUUCACUUUCUCCAGCCCCAAUUCAAGGCUUCACAUCUCCCCUUUAACCAAAACCUUUCCGACAUCCACCCUACCAGACACCGCGCCUUCUCCCAUUUCGUUCUCGGCCACCUCAUCGCCUCUUGCGAUCCCCGCUCCAACAACACCCACCAUCACCUCAUGGAGCUCAUCGCCACUUCUGUCCAGUGUGUCCACAGCCGUUUCUGUUCAGGAAGAUUUGUUUCCUGUUCAGCUGGCACUGAAAGGCAAGAAGAGGAAGAGUGAGGAGUACUUGAAAACUCAUUCAAAGACCGAAGACUCUGGGAAGGAGCAGGUAAAGAGGAACAGGGUUGGGAAGGUUGAUCCCCCACCUUCAGUACGCAGCAAAAGAGACACAUCUCAGCAGCAGAGAGUUGUCACAAGCUCAGCCCAAACUGUGACGACUAAAUCUCUGAGGAUGGGAAGGUCUACUGCUGUUGCCCAGGCUAAACGUCCAAGCUCCAGAGUCAGCUCACAAAGCUCUCUAAAAGCAUCAGGUUCACAUUCUGUGAGGAUCUCAAAAGUAGCUGCUGUUGCUCAGGCAAAGCUAACCUUCAUCAAACCUGUACAAACUGCUUUACCAAGGCACCCAAUGCCGUUCGCUGCCAAAAACAUGUUCUAUGAUGAAAGGUGGAUAGACAAGCAGGAGAAAGGGUUCACCUGUUGGCUGAACUACGUCCUCACCCCCGAUGACUUCAAGGUCAUCACUGAAGUACCUGAAGCAAGCGCCGUCUCACUCGCCUUCGGCAGCGAGGAUAAAUUCCGUGUGCCGAAAGCCCCCACCAAGGAGGAGAUGUCUUUUAGCACCUACACAGCCAAGCGGAAGCUCAACCGCCUCCGUCGCUCUGCCUGCCAGCUCUUCACUUCUGAUUCCAUGGUCAAAGCCAUUCAGAGGCUGGAGCUGGAGGUGGAGGCCCGGCGGCUAUUAAUCCGCAAAGACCGCCACCUCUGGAAAGACAUAGGUGAGCGUAAAAAGGUCCUGAACUGGCUGCUGUCAUACAAUCCUCUGUGGUUAAGGAUCGGGCUGGAGACUAUUUUUGGGGAGAUGAUUGCUCUUGAAAGCAACAGCGACAUCUUGGGCCUGGCUACGUUCAUCCUCCAGCGGCUGCUCUGGAACCCAGACAUUGCUGCAGAGUUCAGACACGCCCGGGUGCCUCACCUAUACAAAGAUGGCCAUGAGGAGGCGCUGUCCCGCUUCACACUGAAGAAGCUGCUCCUGCUUGUGUGUUUCUUAGACAAAGCCAAGGAAUCUCGUCUGAUCGAACACGAUCCCUGUCUGUUCUGCAUCGAUGCAGAAUUUAAGGCGAGUAAAGACCUGCUGCUGGCCUUCUCAAGAGACUUCCUUAGCGGAGAGGGGAUUCUUCCUCGGCACCUCGCCUACCUCGGGCUACCCGUGUCCCACGUGCAGACGCCCCUUAACGAGUUCAACUUUGCUGUGAAAAAUUUGGCAGUUGACUUGAAAUGCGGCGUCCGUUUAGUACGUGUGAUGGAGCUGCUUGCUCAGGACUGGCGUUUGUCCGCAAAGCUCCGCCUGCCUGCCAUCAGCCGCCUUCAGAAAGUGCACAAUGUGGACAUAGCUUUGCAAGUGCUCAAAGGCAAAGGGAUUGACCUCAAGGAUGAAAGUGGGUCCAUCAUUGACUCAAGAGACAUUGUGGAUGGGCACAGAGAAAAAACCCUGAGUCUCCUGUGGAAAAUCAUCUUUGUGUUUCAAGUGGAGGUUAUCCUAGAUGAGGAUCAGCUCAAGGAGGAGAUCGAAUUCCUGAAGAAAACUCUGAGGACCAAGCGGAGACUGGCCCUUUUGAGGGCCGACAAGGGCUGCCAGCCGAGUCCAGUGAAGGCCAGGGUGCCGUACAAACAUACGAGCAGAAAGAUUACUCUGCUGAUGGACUGGGUCUGCGCCGUGUGUGAGUUCUACCACCUAAAGGUGGAGAACUUCACUGUGUCAUUCUCUGAUGGCCGCAUCCUCUGCUUCCUGCUUCACCACUACCACCCCGGUGUCCUACCGGAAGCAUCCAUCAGCCACAGCACCACACAGACCGUGGAGUGUUCUCCGAGGGGCCGGCUGGAGCUGAACAGCUCAGUUAGCGACUCAGACGGCUCCUUUGAUUUUGGACCAGCAGACCUGCAGGGACAGGAUUCUGCAUCUCUGAAGUUUAAAGAGCUUCUGGAAAAUGAAAAGAACAACUUUAAACUCGUCAACUCGGCAGUGGCUUUCCUGGGUGGCGUACCAGCCAUGAUCAACCCCGCUGACAUGUCCAACACCAUCCCCAGCGAGAAGGUUGUGAUCUCAUACCUGUCGUUUCUCUGCGCUCGCCUCUUGGACCUUCGGACUGAGACCAGAGCAGCGCGGCUCAUACAGGCUGCAUGGAGGAAACACAAACUGAAGAAAGAUCUGCUGCUCUAUGAGGCGAGAAACAAGGCAGCCCUGAAAAUCCAGGUUGUGGUGAGACGUUUCCUGAUGAAACAUAGAGUUAAGCGCCAGAAUGAAGCUGCCAUCGUCAUUCAGUCAGCCUGGAGAAGACACUUGGCUCAGAACUGGCUGAGAAAGCAAAAGGAGGCUCAGCUUUGGGAUUUGCAGCAUAAAGCAGCAUCUGUCAUCCAGGCUCACUGGAGGGCAGUUUCCACCUUGAGGGCUUAUCAGCGCCUCCGGUAUUACACCAUCGUAGUUCAAGCCCAAUGGCGAAUGAAAAGAGCAGCUACCACUUAUGCAAAGAUCUGCUGGGCGACUGUAGUCCUUCAGAAGUACGCUCGAACUUGGUUCCUCUUAAAAAAAGAUCGAGAGCAAUAUCUCCUCAUUCGGGAAGCUACAGUGAAGCUUCAGAGAUCGUACAGAAGGUGGAAAGAUCGUAAAACCCAGAAGGAAAACCAUGCAGCCGAAGUGAUCCAAGCUGCUUUUAGAAGAUGGUACAAAGAUAAAAUGGCUCAACGAACUGCUGCUGCUGUAAAGAUUCAGUCUUGGUACAGAAUGCAGUUGUGGUCCCAUCGGUACAAGAGGAUCAGGAGAAGCACUGUGCUUCUCCAAGCUCAUCUCAGAGGAAAGGCACAGAGGCAGGACUUUAAGAUGUUAAAGCUGCAGCACCGCUCUGCUACGGUCAUCCAGACUGCCUUCAGGGGACAUGUUGACAGAAAACUGUUUGUGAAUAUGAGAUCCGCAGCAGUGAUGAUCCAGCAGAGGUUUCGGGCCUCUGUGAUAAGAGACUUGGAAAGGGAAAAGUUUGUAAGGAUGAAACGAGCAGCUAUUUCCAUACAGGCAGCCUACCGUGGAAAAGUGGCUCGAGAACUGCUGAAAAAGAAGCACAAGGCAGCAACACAGAUCCAAGCGGCGUAUAGGAAAUAUGCUGCCCAGAAGAAGUAUCUUCUCUUGAGAGAAACUGCAGCUGUGAUACAACAGAAAUACAGAGCUAAAGUAUUAGCCUGCAAGGCACAGAAGGAAUAUAAAGCUAUGAAGAAUGCCACAAUCCUUAUCCAAGCUACCUGGAGAGGCAGAGCUGAAAGGAACCGGAUAAAAACAUUACAUUACUGUGCAACUCUGAUACAAGCUCACUAUCGUCGACAUAAAGGGCAAAUGCGGUAUAGAUCUGUAAGGGCAGCAGCUGUGGUCAUACAACAUCAUUUUAAGGCUUUUUUGGUGAGAAACAAGAUGAGGAAUGAAUAUCUACAGAAGAAAACGGCGUGCAUUGCACUCCAAGCUGCAUUCAGAGGCACGAGAGUUAGGGCAGAGCAAAGGAAAAAGCACCAGGCUGCAAUAGUCAUUCAGUCUGUGGUUAAAAUGUUCUUAUGCAGGAAACGAUACAUUCUUCUGCAACAUGCAGUCAUUUUAAUCCAGUGCAGAUACAGAGCUGUCCUCCUCUGUAGAGCCCAGCAGGCUGAGUUCAGGAAGCUGAAACGGGCCAGUUUAACAAUACAAGCUGCCUUUAGGGGGUUCAUUGUGAAGAAGGAUCUAAAGAAGAGGCAUACAGCCGCAAAAGCAAUCCAAGCUCAGUUUAGGAUGCACAGAGUUCGAGUGGCAUACCUGGCCAUGAAAUGCGCCGCCGUUAUUCUUCAGGAUCGCUACAGGGCUAAAAUGCUCAAAGAUAUGCAGACGAAGCAGUUCCAAACAAUGAGACGUGCAGCUGUGGUCAUUCAGUCAGCAUACCGAGGGUACAGUGUCAGAAAGAAAAUUGCGGAGUGUCAUCAAGCGGCUAGGAUUAUUCAGAGAAAGUUUUUGGCCACUAAGGACAGAAAGCAGUUCCUAGCUAUCAAGGCAGCCACUCUGAUAUGUCAGCAGAGGUACAGAGCAGCAAUCCUGGCAAGACAACUCCAUCUGGACUACCAGUCAAAGCGCAGGGCAGCUGUUCAUCUGCAGGCCGCCUACAGAGGGUACGCUGUAAGAAAGCAGCUGUAUAUUAGGCAUAUGGCAGCUGUGACUAUUCAAUCACACUUUAGAAAAUACCAGCAGAGAAGUCGCUUCAAAAGUCUAAUCUGGGCUUGUAAAAUAUUACAAGAACGUUUUAGAGCGAAUAAAAUAAUGAGAGCAGAGGUGCAACAACUGAAAGCUAAAAAGAGAGCCACUGUUGUCCUACAGGCUGCCUUCCGAGGGAUGAAAACAAGGCAGACACUAAAAAAAAGACAUCAGUCUGUCAGAGUCAUCCAAAGAGCUUUUAGGUCCUACCGUCAACGUAAGCGCUACCUGUCCUUAAAAGCAUACGCCAUUAAAGUCCAGCACAGAUAUCGGGCAAAUGUUGCAGCUAAGCAGCAAAGAAAGCAAUACCAACAAAUAAGGAUGGCUGCAACCAUUCUUCAAGCAGCAUUCAGAGGGAGGCGAGUUAGAGAAGAGAUUGCACAUCAGCAUCAGGCUGCAACCUUGAUCCAGACUGCAUUCAGAAAGCACAGAGAGCAAGUUAAAUUUCAGGCAAUGCGGCUCUCUGCCAUCCUCAUCCAGAAACACUAUCGAGCUCUUCUUGUCCAGAGAAGAGACAGAGAAAGCUACCUGAGAACAAGACGGUCUGCUAUAGUCCUGCAGGCAGCAUUCAGAGGACAUAAGGCAAGGAAGGAAGUUUCCCACUGGCAUCAGGCUGCAACUGUGAUCCAAUCUGCGUUCAGACAGCACAGAGAACGAGUCAAAUUUCAGGCAAUGCGGCUCUCUGCCAUCAUCAUCCAGAGACGCUACAGGGCUGUUCUUCUCCAAAGGAAGCACAGGGAGAACUUCCUUAAAAUGAGACAUUCUGCUGUAGUUGUUCAGGCAGCAUUCAGAGGAGCUCAUGUGAGAAAAAAGAUUGCAGAGAUGCACAGGGCUGCUGCUAUUAUUCAGGCAACCUUCAGAGGGCACAAACAGAACAUGGCCUUCAAGAGGCAACGCUGGGCAGCUUGCGUCCUGCAACAGAGGUUUAGAGCCCACAGGCAGAAACAAUUGGACAUUAAACAUUUCCAACAAGUUAGACGAGCUGCCAUCCUUCUUCAGGCUGCCUAUCGCGGCACAAAAUCCAGACGACUUAUCAACCAAUGGCAUCGGGCUGCCGCUGUUAUUCAAAAAGCUUACAGGGCCCACCGUGAACGUAAGGCGUACCUUGCACUGAAAUCCUCUGUCCUGCUCAUCCAGAGAAAAUACCGUGCCACAAUGGCGGCAAAGAUGCAAACCCAGAGAUACCAAGCCAUUCGCUCUGCCGCUGUCCUCCUCCAGGCAGUCUACAGAGGACAUCAAGCAAGAAAAGAAAUUGCUUGUUUAAAUGGAGCUGCCACUGUGAUCCAGACCGCAUUCAGAAGGCACAGAGAGAGAGUCAAAUUUCAGGCAAUGCGGCUCUCUGCCAUCAUCAUCCAGAAACGCUAUCGGGCUCUUCUUCUCCAGAGGAGAGACAGAGAAAGCUACCUGAGAAGGAGACAAUCUGCUAUUUUCCUGCAAGCAGCAUUCAGAGGACAUAAGGCAAGGAAGGAAGUUUCCCACUGGCAUCAGGCUGCAACUGUGAUCCAAUCUGUGUUUAGACAGCAUAGAGAACAAAUCAAAUUUCAGGCAAUGCGGCUCUCUGCCAUCAUCAUCCAGAGACGCUACAGGGCUGUUCUUCUCCAAAGGAAGCACAGGGAGAACUUCCUUAAAAUGAGACAUUCUGCUGUAGUUGUUCAGGCAGCAUUCAGAGGAGCUCAUGUGAGAAAAAAGAUUGCAGAGAUGCACAGGGCUGCUGCUAUUCUUCAGGCAACCUUCAGAGGGCACAAACAGAACAUGGCCUUCAAGAGGCAACGUUGGGCAGCUUGCGUCCUGCAGCAGAGGUUUAGAGCCCACAGGCAGAAACAAUUGGACAUUAAACAUUUCCAACAAGUUAGACGAGCUGCCAUCCUUCUGCAGGCUGCCUAUCGCGGCACGAAAUCCAGGCGACUUAUCAACCAAUGGCAUCAGGCUGCCGCUGUUAUUCAAAAAGCUUACAGGGCCCACCGUGAACGCAAGGCAUAUCUUGCAAUGAAAUCCUCUGUCCUGCUCAUUCAGAGAAAAUACCGUGCCACAAUGGCAGCAAAGAUGCAAACCCAGAGAUACCAAGCCAUUCGCUCUGCCGCUGUCCUCCUCCAGGCAGCCUACAGAGGACAUCAGGCAAGAAAAGAAAUUGCUUGUUUAAAUCGAGCUGCCACUGUGAUCCAGACUGCAUUCAGAAGGCACAGAGAGAGAGUCAAAUUUCAGGCAAUACGGCUCUCUGCCAUCAUCAUCCAGAAAUGCUAUCGGGCUCUUCUUCUCCAGAGGAGAGACAGAGAAAGCUACCUGAGAAGGAGACAAUCUGCUAUUGUCCUGCAGGCAGCAUUCCGAGGAUAUAAGGCAAGGAAGAACAUUUCUCACUGGCAUCAGGCUGCAACUGUGAUCCAAUCUGCGUUCAGACAGCACAGAGAACGAAUCAAAUUUCAGGCAAUGCGGCUCUCUGCCAUCAUCAUCCAGAGACGCUACAGGGCUGUUCUUCUCCAAAGGCAGCACAGGGAGAACUUCCUUAAAAUGAGACAAGCUACUAUCACUCUUCAGACUGUGUUUAGAGGUCACCGUGUCCGGGCUGAGAUGGCAAAGAUGCACAAGGCAGCUACUGUCAUCCAGUGCAGCUACAGAAGGCAUAAACAACAGCUGGACUUUCAGAGAAUUUGCUGGGCAGCAUGCGUCCUUCAGCAGAGGUUUAGAGCCCAACGGCAGAAACGACUUGAUGUCAAACAUUUCCAACAGGUCAGAAGAACUGUGGUCCUUCUACAGGCUGCUUAUCGAGGCAUGAAAUGUAGACAAGUUUUAAGGCGGAGGCAGGAGGCUGCAAGACUGAUCCAAAGACUCUACCGGGCCCACUGCGAACGCAAGCGAUUCGUGAUCUUCAAAAGCUGUGUUGUGAAUGUCCAACGGCGAUAUCGAGCUGUUGUUGCAGCCAAAAAACAAAGGAAAGAGUAUGAACAUCUAAGAUGGGCAACAAUCACUCUUCAAGCAGCUUACAGAGGAUUUUAUGUCCGAAAGCAGUUGUAUUGCUGGCAUCAGGCUGCCAGUUUAAUCCAGAGAGCUUACCGAGCGAGCAGGCAGCGGCAGCAUUUUCUGGCCUUAAAGGACGCCGUUCGCAGGGUUCAGCGCAGGCAUCGGGCUAUUGUUCUAGCCAGGCAACAAAGACAACAAUAUGAAAAAAUCAGGAAGGCAGUGAUUAGUCUUCAAGCAGCAUUCAGGGGACUUCAAGUCAGAAAUAAGGUUGCCCAACGGCAUCAAGCUGCAACUGUGAUUCAGUCAGAGUUCAGAAAGCACAGAGAGCAAGUCAAGUUUCAGGCUCUACGCCUGGCUGCCACCAUUAUCCAGAGACGCUACAGAGCUCUGCUGCUUCAGAGGGAAGACAGAGAACAUUUCCUAAAAAUUAAACGUUCUGCUGUCGUCCUGCAGGCAGCUUUCAGAGGUCACCAUGCCAGGACUGAGGUUAUGAAGAUGCACAGAGCUGCUGCUGUAAUUCAGGCAAACUUCAGGAGACACAAAGAACUAAUGGCGUUUAAGAGACAACGCUGGGCAGCGUGCAUCUUUCAGCAGAGAUUCAGAGCCCAGAAAUGUAGUCGCAUCGUAGCAAAGCAUUAUCAAGAGGUCAGGAAAGCUGCUGUCUCCUUACAAGCUGCAUAUCAAGGAAUGAAGUCUAGACAAAUGAUCAGAAAAAGACACAUGGCCGCAGUCAUCAUCCAGAGAGCUUUCAGAGUCCAUCGUGAACGUCAGCAGUACUUGAAACUGAAGUCAUCUGCUCUCACGCUUCAGAGAAAAUACCGAGCCACGAUAGAGGCCAAAGCACAGAGGAACAGCUACACUGUAAUGAAGAAGGCUGCCGUGACACUGCAGAGAUGCUACAGAGCCUGGAGAGCAAGACGUCAGGCCCUAGAGGCAAUCCAGGAAGAACGGAGACAACGUUUUACAGCUGCAGUUUUCCAUCACCUAAGUGCCAUAAAAAUCCAGCGAGCUCUCAGAACACACUGGGCUUUAGAAUCGGCAAAAAGACAUGUCCAGUCUGUCAUCACUGUACAGCGUUGGGUUAGAGCGAGGCUGCAGAGGAGACGAUACCUGGAGGACAGGAGGAAGGUGGUGGUGCUUCAGAGAGCUGUCAGGCAUUGGCUAGACGGUCGCCACAAAGCCGCAUCGGUCAUCCAGCAGGCAGUCCGCAAAUUCCUCUUGAUCAGGCGCCAGAAGAGAGUUCAACAAGGCAUCACUAAAGCUCAGGCUCUGUGGAGAGGACACCGCUCCCGCCUACUGAACGACAAUCCUAAGGUGGUCAAGUUGAGAUACCGAUUACGCAAAGUCUCUGCAGAAGUAAAAGAAGAAGACAAACUAUACAACAAGACCUCCUCUGCGCUGGAGUAUCUCCUCCGAUACAAACAUUUCUCCUACAUUCUAGAAGCUCUGAAAAAUCUCGAAACCGCCACUAGGCUGUCGCCAGAGUGCUGUGGGCGGCUGGUAGAAAGUGGAGCCACCAAUGUCAUCUUCACGCUGAUACGCAGCUGCAACAGGAGCGGACCCUGCAUGGAGGUCAUUACCUUCUCCGUCCAGAUCCUCCUCAACCUGUCCAAGUAUCACCUGACUGUAGAGGCUGUGUAUACAGUGGAACAUUCCCUCGAGACUCUCUUGGAUUUACUGCAAAAAUACCGUGAGAAAGCAGGAGAUAAAGUUGCGGAAAAGGGUGGCAGCAUAUUCACAAAAGCCUGCUUCCUUCUUGCCCUACUGCUCCAGGACAAGCGUUGUGCUGAGGAGUUUAAGCUUCCAAAAGCUUUGGACAGGAUACGCAGUAUCUACAAGCUAACUGCUCGCAAACACAAGAUGGAUGAAGAAAGAACCAUAAUCCGUCAAAAAUUAAACGCUUCAGUUAAUGGGAGCUUCUAUGUUCCAGCGACGCCUCGUAAAUCUCGGCCACCCCCAAAGUUUGCACCUGACUGGGUUCUCAGGAAGGACAAACUAAAAGACAUUGUGGAUCCUCUCAGGGCAAUUCAGAUGGUGGCAGAAACGCUUUCUAUUGUCCUAUAGAUAGAAAUUGUGUGUGUGUAUAUAUAUAUAUACUUUUUUAUGCAUCUCAUUUUUUUUUUUUUUUUUUUUUUUUUUAGAAAAUCAUUUUAAUUUUUUUAUGAAAUUUUUCAUACAUGUUAAUGGACAUUUUUGUGAUGUUUUAUGUUCUUACUGUGUUCCUUUGUGAUUGGGAAUGUAUAGUUGUAAUUGAAAUAAACAGAAUCUGUGUGUGUUACUGCUUCAGAGCAAAACUGGAAAAAAAGAAAAUGUUUAAAAACCCAAUCAGUCAGGUAAUUUUUGGAUUUAUGCAUUAAAAUGUAUGAUCUGGUGGAAAUAAAACAGUUGCAUAUCUGAAUAUA